Molecule: messenger RNA, 908 nt
Organism: Diprion similis
Lineage: Eukaryota; Metazoa; Arthropoda; Insecta; Hymenoptera; Diprionidae
Gene: Osi14
Exons: 3
Coding region: 86-859 (257 amino acids)
Source: RefSeq, a predicted model, not a curated record
AUUUUCAACGUACUGUGAAAAGUUUAGUGCUGCCUCAGUCAGACCUAUCCCGGUAACGCGAGUAAUAAUCAAAAAUCGACCAAACAUGAACAGACUUAUCGUUCUUGGGCUCUUGGCCACUUCCGCGUUCGCCGUACCUACACCUGGAUCCAGUGGAAAUUUGGAUUGUCUGAACCAUGAAGAUAUGUUCUCGUGCAUCGCGGUAAAGAGCAUCAAUUUCUUGGGAAGAGCUGCAAGGUCCAGUGACAUCCAGCUCGUCGAUGGCGUGACGUUUGUGCGAGAUGUACCCAUUCACGAUCUUGUUUCAGUGGAGCGAGGCGGCAAGAUGUUGGAAACCGAAACGGAGCUAAUGGAUAACCUACCUCGGGAAGUGGUCGACAAGACUUUCAAGCUGGCUAGUAUGAUGUUCGAGUCUGUAGUGUCUUUCCUGAAGAGCCACAGUCUAAAGCUGAGCUUGCCCGAAGGAUCGAUCGCCCGUACCCUCGAAGAAGCACGAGCUAAGACCAAGAAAACGAUCAAUCCCCUGCUGGCUGCCGCUGGUGUGAAGAUCUUCGCUUUGAUCCCAAUCAUGUUGGGAGGACUUGCUUUGCUUGUGACGAAGGCCCUGUUUGUUGGUAAAAUUGCUCUGCUCCUCGCCGGUAUCAUUCUUUUCCAAAAGCUCUUUGGCAGUGGCAGUUCGACUGGUAACAUCUUCAGCAAGGGAGUCCAGCCAAUUGCUGCCUGGGCUUCGGCCCCAGCUUCUCAGAGUUGGUCGUCUGCUCCCUCAUCCUCUCAGUCUCAGGGUUAUUAUAGAAGUUUUGAUACCAAUGAUGCUCAGCAACUUGCCUACAGAGGACAAGCUCCUGAAGACGCUGAGUAAAAAUGUUAUAUCAAGGGUAAAAUCAACCACCGCUCGACUAUUUUCAUGU